This is a messenger RNA of Raphanus sativus (radish), 1074 nucleotides long. RefSeq lists its product as uncharacterized. The transcript has 2 exons. Lineage: Eukaryota; Viridiplantae; Streptophyta; Magnoliopsida; Brassicales; Brassicaceae. Bases 533 to 922 code for a protein of 129 amino acids. The record is from RefSeq and is a predicted model, not a curated record.
UUUUUCCUAGAACUUUGAGCGCGUUGAAUGACAUCGCUGCAGAAAAAGAAAGAUCCCUAGCGGUCGAGACUUCUUGGACCUCCAAUAAUGAUGCAUUUGUAUGUUUUCCGGAAAUAGACUAUCUACAUUCAUUAGGACUCCACAAACCUUUUUCUUGAACUGGAUUAAACCAACUACCAUAUUGAUUGCUCCUUUAUCUCUCCUUUGUGUGAUUCAUCUUCUUUCUCUCCACUCUUCAGUUUAGCGUUCUUCAACGAAACAAACAAACAAAAUUUUUAAAUAAAAAUGGAUUAUCAACUCAAAAUUAUUGUUAUAGCAGUCAUCGCCAGUGUUUUGGUUGGGGGACUGGUUCUUACAGUAUGUUGUUGCAUAAAUAACAAGCAGAAACUUCGACUGCCUGAGCCGCCGCAGGUUCAACGGAGGAUGAUAAUCAGGGAUCCUACACAUCAGCCAAGGGGAAUUCAUGUGAACUAUGUGUGCGAAAGAAGACUAGAAAAGCUAAUGUGGUUCAUGUCGGCAAGUUUAUCGGCUCAUGUCGUCAAGUUUACCAAAAUACAUUGAAGUCAACGGACAUUGUGGACUAGCUAUAUAUAUGAAGGGUCAAUGUAUCAUUUACACGUAUCAGAAUACUUUGACAUUUAAUUUUGCUACAACGAUGGUGAUGUUUCGUCUGUUCUGCUGUUUUAUCAGCUGCACCAAGAUAAGACCGUCGUCGCCUCCACGGCAAGUGGUUGAAACGGGCAAGAAAGUUCCACCGUUUCCUCCUCCAUCCAAAGUGGUCAAAGCGGAGAAGAAAAAGCCACGGCCUUCUCCGAGGCCCCCCGUAAAGGCUUCAGGUCGUCGCAAACGCUACGGUAAAGACGCUGGCGGUGUCGCAGGCUGCGGUGGUGGAUGUGGGGGUGGUGGAUGUGGAGGCGGCUGAUAGCUAGUUAUAUUGAAGACUUGAGGUUUCGUAGUUAACUGUGAUUAUUUUCUUCUGCGCAGGGUGUUGUUUUAUAUGUGUAUGUUGAUUUUAACAUGUAAUCAUCAAAAUUAAAUGUAUCAAUAUAAUUAGAACAGCAGCUUUUAUUUUGA